Trematosphaeria pertusa is the source of this 483-nucleotide messenger RNA. RefSeq lists its product as uncharacterized. The record is from RefSeq and is a predicted model, not a curated record. The transcript has a single exon. The coding region runs from base 1 to 483 and encodes 160 amino acids. Lineage: Eukaryota; Fungi; Ascomycota; Dothideomycetes; Pleosporales; Trematosphaeriaceae.
AUGGAAUCGGAGGCAGGCUCCAUACAAGGGAAGGAUGUUCCAAUCAGGUGCCAUGAAGCUGCACCUACAACUGCAACUACCGCUCCGAGUGACUCAGCUUACUCUCAAUGGCUUAGAAGGCACCCGACAAGGCCAAUUUGCACUGCAUCGGAAUCGUCCCUUGAGAUGGUAGCCGAAUGGGUCGAGGACUGUUUGAUCAAUCAUCCCAAUUGUUCGCGCAUUACAACAGCAGGAUUGCCCACAAGGCUUCUCGACCUCGGCCCGCUAGCUUGCGACCCUGAGAACGGUUACGUCCGCUUAGUUCUCUACGGUUCAGUUAUCCCACAUCAGAAACCUGCCGUACGCGGCCCUCAGCUAUUCUUGGGGGUGGAGACAAUUGUUUCAAACUCACCUCGAGCACCAGAUCUGCUCUGGAGACCGGCAUCAGCAUCGAAAAGCUACCGAAGACCAUCCAACAUGCCGUCCACGUCGCUCGGUUUUUGA